This is a messenger RNA of Vitis vinifera (wine grape), 696 nucleotides long. RefSeq names its product NDR1/HIN1-like protein 6. The record is from RefSeq and is a predicted model, not a curated record. The transcript has a single exon. The coding region runs from base 1 to 696 and encodes 231 amino acids. Gene Ontology annotation, cellular component: plasma membrane. NCBI's taxonomy places the organism in Eukaryota, Viridiplantae, Streptophyta, Magnoliopsida, Vitales, Vitaceae.
AUGGCCAACUCGAUGCCCCCACAAAAAUAUGCCAUGCUAGAGCAACAAUCCUCCCUCCACCCACCCCCAUACCGCCGCAAUGUCCCCCGGUACCACUCCGGUCACCACAAGUCCGGUGGAGGCUGCCUGAAAUGCAUCUGCUGCUGCUACUGUUUCCUCAUCAUCUUGAUUUUCCUCCUCGCCGGCAUCACCUUCUACUUCUACACCGUCUUCCAGCCCAAGGUCCCGUCCUACCAAGUAGAACACCUUGACGUCAAGGCCUUCGACAUGCAGAUGGACUUCAGCCUCAACACCGAGUUUCUUGUCACCGUAAAAGCUGAUAACCCGAACCAGCACAUUGGCUUCAUCUAUGGCAAGGACAGCUCGGCCAUCGUCAUGUACUCAGACUCCCAGCUUUGUUCUGGGCGGCUUCCAGCUUUCCAACAAGGCCCUAAGAACAUAACUCUGAUGAAGGUGGUGAUGAAGGGGAAGAGUGAGUUCGGUUCAGGCCUGCAACAAGCCUUGAUUGAGAACAGAGAAAAUGGGAAAAUCCCUUUGCUGAUCAAAGUAGUAGUACCGGUACGGGUGGUGGUAGGAAGUGUCCAAAUGAGGCAGUUCAAGGUUCUGGUUAACUGUUCUUUGGUCAUAGAUAACUUGGCUCCCAAAAAGAAAGUUAGGAUUUUGUCUACCAAGUAUGCUAUCAGUGUCCUCUUCUGA